Molecule: messenger RNA, 765 nt
Organism: Trichoderma harzianum CBS 226.95
Lineage: Eukaryota; Fungi; Ascomycota; Sordariomycetes; Hypocreales; Hypocreaceae
Exons: 6
Coding region: 1-765 (254 amino acids)
Source: RefSeq, a predicted model, not a curated record
AUGUCCAAGGACUUGUCAGCCGGGUUAUUUGCGUCUCGCUCGUCUUGCAUCUCGUGUUGUGUUAUGUACAAUGCUGUGGUGAGUGCUCGAUUGUCCAAACACCCAUGCCGGGCAAGUGUACCUGUGCGUGCCUCAGAUGCUGUCUUUCAGGGCACAUGCAAUGCCAAAGUCCUCAAUGCCACUUUUGCUCCCUGCCAGGGUGCUAGUAACUGGAUACAGUGCUCCCAGCAUGUAAUACAUUGCCUGCUGCAGAUCGAGGUUGGUGAUGAGAUUUUUUCUCACGCUUCUCGUUUUACCCUGGGCAAAAUGGAUCAACCCACUUUCUGGUUCGUGAGGCGUCCCGGAAAAUCGGUUGGGAGUGCUACCUCGAACCUGCUGCUGGGAGACAUGGGUCGGCUUAUUUGCAGGUACCACGCCCAAAGUAGAGCCAAUGUACUCCCUACGGGGUCCGUAAGCACAGCCGCCACAGCAAUUCCCAGCGCUUUCGCUCUCGCUGUCGGCGUCCAACUGCCGCGGCCGGCAAGCUACGCGCCCCCUAUGUCGGCAUUUUCAAUCAAUGGCAUGGUCCUGCAAGAGGCGGCUGCAAACGGGCGGUUGAAGGUUGUGGCCAAGAGAGCAGGCACGCCCCUCUCGAGCCCGUUCGAUGGCCUAGUCCAGCCAGAGUCUCCCAAGGCGCAACUACUCAAAUCAUCUAAUUCGCUCCGUGCCUCUUUCGGCGUGGAGUGGCGACGUGCCUCCGUGACGAGCCGAAGACCAGCUCGAUAG